This is a messenger RNA of Rodentolepis nana, 2793 nucleotides long. The record is from the annotation of a GenBank genome assembly. NCBI's taxonomy places the organism in Eukaryota, Metazoa, Platyhelminthes, Cestoda, Cyclophyllidea, Hymenolepididae.
CGACGACCUUUUCAUGCUCCCAACAUCUCUUCUACAGCUGGUCAGUCGAAUGAGAAUGCUACUCCCGCGACUGCUAGAAAAUAUUCAAAUGUGGAGGGUGGUAGUAGUGUUAACAGUUAUGGAAAUGAGGGCUAUAGGAAAAGCUGUGUCCCUUCAACUCCUUCAGCAGGUGGUCAGAACAAAAGUUCCUCAUCAACGCCAGUAGGAAGCGGAGGUGGAACAGAAGUUGACGCCACUCUGCCAAAUGCUCCCUUAGUAACGUCAGACAACGAUGAUGUGAAUAACGUCUCCAAUUCUCCAGCUCCGAACACUUCUGGAACCCUGAAACGUCAACAGACUUCCCCCGUCUCCUCUCCCGCCCCCCAAGACCCCUCACCAAAAGCCUUGACAACAACGGCAACAAAGAACCUCACCACUGCUAUCACUACAUCUAGUAAAUCGAGAAAUAGCAGUUCUCGUAUUGGCCCAGCACCCACAAGUCAUCAAAAUGUCCCCAAACGCCCCUCAUUCAACCAUCGCAAUAUCCAAAUUGAUUAUCUUGCAACAGUGACUGGUACAGAGAGCGCCAAUAACAAUAACAACAACAACAAUGCUGGUGGGGACUUUAGUGUUCCAAUACUUGCUCCACGGGCAUCUGAUGCUACUGUAGCACCUGGAGAUCGCAUGUCAAGACGAGAUGAAGCGACCGUGAACUCUGCUACAGUUAGUGGGCAGAGCCGGCCACAGGCCUAUGAGUUGAUUAAUACAGCUGCCUUGGAAAAUACGCUGCAGAAUGCUGGAGCUAGUCGAAAAAAUAGCAAUGCUGGACAGUCGAUAUUCGCCAGAAAUCACUCUUCACUUGGUUAUAGAUCACUUCGGUACUCAGAUUUAUCGCAAACUCGUGUGAAAUUUUUCUCUUUUAACAAAAGCUUGCCAGCCGAUACAGCUGCAGAGCUGAGAUCAGUAGCUAUGGCAGCUGCCACCAAUGGUGCUCCUCCAAUGGGUGACACCCACUCCUCUAGUUUCUAUACCGCUAACACCAACAAUUCCACUCCCUCUGGUGCCUAUGUCUCUCAUCUUCACCCAAAUGCAGGCGGCCAGAACUCUACCAAUAAACCUGCCACUCCAAACCAGGAAGUGUCUACUAUGGACAAUCGACGUUCUGGAGGCGGUUUAUUCCUUCCGUUUGGUCGCAAUGUUCCUGGUCGAUCCACCAUCCAAAAUGUUCCUGCUGUGGACACUAGGGAUCGUCUUGAGCAGUGGUCUCGUCCCCUUGUUCGCCAUCCUGGAACUGCGGCCCAUAUGGAUCAAAAAACUACUUUAGCAGAUCUAUAUACCCAAAAUACUAGUUCCACAACUGGUCGUCAAAGCCCCUCCGAUCUCUCAGUUAUUUCCGUAACAAGUAACUCGACAACAGCUAAGAAUGUUGCUUCAUCCACCGCGGGACACACAAGUUCCUCUAUAGACGACUUCGGUGACGGGGACGACGAUACCACGGAGAACGCUGUCGAGGAUUAUGACCUUGACGUCGACCCUCUAGAUUACGGUGGCAAUGAGUUGGAUGGAGAUGAGUCGUCAACAUCGAGGCGUCGUCCAACUCAUCAGCUGACAACCUUUAAUCGAGCUUCGAGGUUUAAUCGAGGUGGAACCCCUCUAAGUCUUCAAGAUGCUCCCUCUGUUGCCACGAAAAUGCGAGCAUCUACCAUGUCGAAGACAGAUUCACGAAAGAUGUCGACAAACUCAACUUCGACUGCUACUAGCAACAGUAGUAGCGGUGGUGGAUUCCUUCGUAACUUGUCAAUGAGGUUCUCUAGGAGGACAAAAAACGUCAAAUAUGAUCGUGUCAAAAUCCAGACCACAGGUUCUAUGAUUGAGUUCCAAGGUGUUUAUGGGGCUCUGAUUUCUGAAGCACGUACCGUCUUUCAGGAAAGGCCCGCGUCUCCUCUUUUUCGACUUCUCAGUAGGCUUUUCAGACUUCCGUUCGGAAAUGGUGGAGGCAACUCAUCGGCGACAGCUCAACAGCAGCAACAGAAGGAAGUUGAGAUUCCAACACAACCCGACUUCUCAACUCUUCGGAGUCUUCGUGGAGUUCCGGGUGCGAGUCCAUCUUCGGAGACAGUUCAGACCCCCAAACUCUCUUCUCAUCGAUUGACAACUAUUGGAACAGGAGGAGGAGGAAUAACUCGAAGUAGAAGUACUGUGUCGGGAAGUCGUGCGAAAUCACCCGGAAGAAUGAUUAGUCUAACUGAUCAAAAUCAACAGCAACACGUUAGUCGAAGAUCAGCGUUUGUUCCUGAGACGGCAGCCUCCUCAGGUCAAGACCGUGGGUCUCGGGACACGACUCCUACCAACACAACAACGAAUGCCUAUUCGCGUUCAGCCUCCACUAGCUCCGCACCACGGAAUUCUCUCGUUGAACACUCCACUCAAUCGGGAGUAGGGGGGAGUAAUAGCGCUGGUGGAAAUGCUCGAGUUCUUUUCCGAAUGGAGAGUAAUACUCGUCGACAGUUAAAUGAAAUGAUGUCAGAAAUUAAGCAUGCCCUGUUGGCAUCCGGAGUCUCCUUUAGCCAGACCGAUCACCCUCAUCGAUUGCAUUGUACAUGGGUUGUAGGUGGGACUACUCCAGAGACGGAUUUGGACUCAGGCCUGCCGACAACUAACACAUCUGGUUCAGGAGAAAUCCUUCGAUUAGAGCUAGAAGUAUGCAAACUCCCUAAAGAAGGGAUGAAUGGAGUGCGAUUCAAGAGGCUAACCGGACCUGCUUCUGAGUUUAAACGAAUCUCACAAAAAUUGGCGGAAGAUUUGAAGCUCUAA